Coffea arabica (coffee) is the source of this 991-nucleotide messenger RNA. Its product is annotated as glutaredoxin-C1-like. NCBI's taxonomy places the organism in Eukaryota, Viridiplantae, Streptophyta, Magnoliopsida, Gentianales, Rubiaceae. The record is from RefSeq and is a predicted model, not a curated record.
ACAUACAUACACAUAUAUAUAUAUAUCGCAGCAUCCACAAUAGAAUUCGAUCCCCGCCUUAAAAACUUCAUCGUACUGCUUCUGCUUACAAGAGAACUCUUUCUCAAAUCUCACCCUUACUGUAUUCACGUUAACUUGCUAAUUGUCGUACAACACGUAGGUCCUUCAGAUCGAAGCGUGAUACGUAAUCAAAAUCGAGAAGAAUGCAUUACCAGGAGGCGGCGGCCGAGUCGUGGGGCUACUAUGCAGCUGCACCACCGGCGGCGGGGGUGAGGCACGGCAUCAGCAUGGGAGGAGCGGACCCGUUGGAGAGGGUGGUGAGGCUGGCAUCGGGGAGUGCGGUGGUGAUAUUCAGCAUGAGCACUUGCUGCAUGUGCCAUGCAGUCAAGAGGCUGUUUUGCGGGAUGGGAGUGAACCCGACUGUUUACGAGCUGGAUCAAGACCCCAGGGGCAAAGAAAUCGAGAGGGCUCUCAUCAGGCUCCUUGGGAACUCGCCGCCUGUUCCGGUGGUGUUCAUCGGAGGGAAGCUCGUGGGUGCCAUGGACAGGGUCAUGGCUUCCCAUAUCAAUGGGACAUUGGUCCCCCUCCUCAAAGAAGCCGGAGCUCUUUGGCUUUAAAAAAAAAAAUUUAUAUAUAUAUAUGUAUGCAUAUAUAAUUAAUCAAUACUGCUAGUAUUUACGUCUCUCAUCUUCAUCUACUGCUAACUAGCAAGUAUUAAUUGAUGAAUUUCUAUCCCAUACACAUGCACGGUUUAACAAGGAACGGGGCAGAGCAGGGAGAGGACUACAAAUUGGUUUGCGCUUUUAUUUUGUUAUAGGCCAAUUGGAUUCCUCCAUUUUGAACCCAUCUGCCCAGCGGGUUUCCUUUUUUUUUUUCCCCAAGACUAAUUCUCCAUCGAGUUUAUGCUCACCUGUUUUUUAGCAAGUAAAUGUACUCGACUCCUCCAUUGUAUAGAGUUUAAGAGUUCAAUGAAACCAUCGAUCUCCUUUUC